GAGCCGCCUUUCCCUGAGGCCGCGCCCAGAAAGGGGCGAGGUGCCGGUCCAGGAUGCCGGAGUGAGUUUCUGAGGUCUGUGGGUUAGAUGCUGGUGUUUCGGUAGGCAGCCUUGCUUUAAUUCCACGGGGAGAAGGGAUCUCACGAGGAUGAUUCAACUUGGGCCAAGAGAAAGCACGGACCGGCCCCGGAGCUUCCUCACUUUCGAUUAUUGUAAAGGGCUGGUUUCGGUCUCGGUCUCUGAGACAAUAAGUUGUUUCUUUUGGAGUUUUUUCCCUUCUGCACUGUGCGCCUUGAGCCCUCCUCAAGGUGGGAUUGACAGAGUUUGGCUUCUUGCUGGGUCUGUUGGUUGCUAACCAUUUUGCUGAGGUAUCCACAGGAUAUUAAAGUGCAGCGAUUACUGUAGAUUUGGUGUUUACAUAGAGAGAGGCAAAUCGGGAGUAUACUGUUCUAUCCACUGGAGAUUGCUUCUAGAAGAAGCUUCUCUGAGACCACGCAAAAUUAUUGUUUUUCCCCAGAUCUCAUAGUUCUGAGAGAAGCUGUUUUAAAAUGAUAGGCUUGUAGACCCCCCUGCAAAGCUGCUGUUUUCUAUGCAGCACUUGGGUUCCCCAUUUUCCAGGUACCCAAGUUGCAUCGUAUUACAGGAGCUGUCACUCCAUGCAAGGACACAGCGAGUUGUACUUUUUCAUUUGACAUUGUCUUAGUCAAUCCCCAUAGUUACAAUUUGUUAACAAAUCAAUGCAAAUUUGCCUCUUCUUAGGCUGUCUGAAGCCUACCUGACUGUAAACCUGCCUCUGAGUCAUAUCUUGCUGUCUUCAAGCUUUUGCCUCAAGUUUCUUUGAUGUAGUAUUAGGCCUUUAGGUAGGACAGCUUCACCCAGAAAGGCUGCUAGUCUUGUGACUCAAUAUACUUGAAUACAAGGCAAGUUGUUUUAAGCUCUUUCACCUCUUAUUGCUCAGGUUUGUGUAUACACAGGCUUUAUCUCUGAAAUCUUGCCAGAAGUGGAAUCUCAGUUAUGUUGUGUUUUCUGAUAAGCUGUGGGAGGGAGGGAACUGACUGAUGGGUGUUGUGGGGGAUUUUUUGUUUUGAGAUUUUUUUUUUUAAUGUCUGCUUAAAUCCCAGCUGGAAAUACAGCAUUUAUCCUCAGAACACAGCUAGGAGAAAACACCAAGGCUAAUUUUAGCUUUUCAAGAAUUUGGAUUGGUGGGACAUCUAACCUGUGAAAUUACUAUUACAAGGGCAAGUGAGCGAUAGAAACCACCUUCUAAAAGAAGCAGAGAUAUUACACAAAGCCAGGUUUAGUUACAUUCUGCCAAUUUUGGGAAUCUGCAACGAGCCAGAAUUUCUGGGGAUAGUAACAGAAUACAUGACCAAUGGGUCAUUAAACCAGCUAUUGCAUGGGAAGGAUGUAUAUCCUGACAUUCCCUGGUGCCUGAGAUUCCGCAUUCUUUAUGAAAUUGCUUUGGGAGUGAACUAUUUGCACAACAUGAAUCCUCCAUUGCUGCACCAUGACUUAAAAACACAGAACAUUUUGCUGGAUGAUGAGCUUCAUGUCAAGAUUGCAGAUUUUGGCAUGUCCAAAUGGCGUGUCAUAUCCACAUCCCAGUCCCGAAGCGAGUCCUCCUUGCCGGAAGGAGGGACAAUUGUCUACAUGCCACCUGAGGAUUACAACCCCAGUCUGAAAACCCGGGCAAGUGUGAAACAUGACAUCUACAGCUAUGCAGUUAUCAUAUGGGAAGUGAUGUCAAGGAAACAGCCAUUUGAAGAAGUUAUAAACCCCUUGCAGAUAAUGUACAGCGUGUCACAAGGACAGCGACUAGACUUGAGUGAGGGAAGUCUAUCAAUGGACAUUCCUCAUCGAGGGCUGAUCAUAAGGCUGAUGGAAAGUGGAUGGGCACAAAACCCAGAUGAAAGACCAUCCUUCUUAAAAUGUUUAAUAGACCUGGAACCAGUUCUGCGAACAUUUGAUGAAAUAGCUAUGCUGGAAGCAGUACUUCUCUUAAAGAGAUCAAAGUCACUAUAUGAAUCACAAAGUAUUUACAAGAGUGGAAAGAAAGGAAAUGUGGAGCAGAUACCUCUAAAUAUACCUCUGAAUCCUGAAAAGCCAACAUAUUCUAGCUCCAUAGAGUGUGAUCCACUUCCCCUUCGGAGCAUCCCUCCAGAUACAUCAAAAUUCAAGUCUAUUCCCCAGUGUAAUAUCCUCUCAUCAGAUGGAAAUUCUGGAUGUCUACACUCUCUUAGCAGCCAGAGCACAGAUGAAAAUCUGUCUGUAACUCAGAGUGCCAAACUGCUUGUGCAUCCAUACAGUGCUGGUCUCUCACCUGCCAGGGGUAUUUCAGAUGCCCCAAGUUCUGCAUCCCAUGUGCUGCGGUCAUCGCCGAUUCCUCCAGAUUUUGUAUUGGAAACCAUGCAAAAGAAUGUAGCUCAUCAGUGGAUCCAAAGUAAAAGAGAAGAAAUUAUUGAUCAGAUGACUGAAGCAUGUUUGAAUCAAUCACUGGAUGCUCUUCUAUCAAGAUUUUUACUCAUGAAAGAAGAUUAUGAACUUAUAAGCACCAAACCUACAAGGACAUCAAAAGUACGACAACUGCUUGAUACUUCAGACAGCCAAGGAGAGGAAUUUGCCAGAAUUAUAGUACAGAAGUUGAAAGAUAACAAACAGCUAGGACUUCAGCCUUAUCCAGAUAUUGUAUCUAAUUCUCAAAGACUGCAUCUUUAAAUUUAUUCUUUCUUUAUGAAACCAUGUGAAUAUUUCUUACAACAUGAUUCUUGUUUCUAAUAUGGUAUUUUAUUUAUGUUUAGCUUUGUCUUUGCUGUGCCUUUGUAAGAGUAUCAGAAAUGACCCUGAGUUCUUCUAGCCUGCAUCUGGUCAGUAAUCAAUUAAUAAUUUGAAGUGCAAUCAUAAAACCAAACACUUGACAGUUGCUGACUCAUUUUGUAAAAGUAUUUUGUUUAUACAUGACAAAGAAAAACAUUAAAGGUUCACCAUUUUACAUAUUUGCUGUUUAUACACAUCCUUUUCUUUCAUCUCACAGGAUUGAGGCAUGUAAUCUUAACAUUUUUUUCUCAUUCCAUCUGCUCUUUCUCACAGAGGAGGAAAAAAAACACCUAGGUGCUCUUUUCCAGGGCUGUUGGAAACAUUCAUGGCAUUUUGUUGCCAGAGCAAGUGCCUCAGACCACAGCAUAAGAAGAAUUUUAGUCCAAAGAGGAGCCCAAGGGGAAGGAGGAUGUUGUGCUUGUCAUCUUUGUUCUGCUCAGGAGUGAUAUAAGAGAAAGGCUGCAGCUAUAGCAUUUUGCAUUGUUUGGUUAUAAACACUUCAGCUAUUCUUGAAAUCAUUGUAGGAUGAGAUCCAGGAAGAACUUACAUAAGGGCAUCCUCACUUAAUACCUUUUAACAUUUCCUUGGUCAUCUGCCUUGCCUUUGUCACCUGCCAUCUUACCACCCCUUACCUUUGUCAUCUGCCAUAAAUACUUCUCAUGUCAUGUUGCUAGAUCAAACUUCUAACUCAAUUUUAUGUUUGGUAUUUACAUGAUGAGCUGCAUAAGUAGUUGGGUCUUUACAAAGAUCAAUCAUAUCCUGCCCUGCCAUGCUGGAAGUAAUGUGCAGGGGUCUCUUCCGCUAUCACCUGCCUUAACCUCCUCUAGAUCACAUCUCUGCUGUCCUUUUUGUCUGAAGGAUAGGAACAUGUUGAGGCACAGGUGAGGCCACCCAAGAGGAAAAGGUAUGUGGUAUUUCUUCAGUUACUUUCACAAGACCUUAGUGACUUUAUCUAGAUGACUUCAAAACUAGUAAAAAAUUACUGGUUUUAAUUUGUCAGAACACAGCACAGGCAGAUUAUUUUUGCAAGCACUAAUAAAUAAGUACAAUUUCUGCUCAGGCUAUUUAAAAUUUGGGAAAAUACAAUCUCCACAUACAAGAAUGGUGAAAUAUACCUAAAUUACAAUAUAAAAAGGAGCAGAUAAAUGAAAAAUCCUAAGGGAUGGUUGUUUCAAAACCUAUGGCGAUGUAAGACCUGCCCCAUUUCAAUGAUUCAAGCUUCAGUGUCAUUAGUGGUUGCCAACAGCUUACUUUUUUCAAUAUCUUUAUGAUUUUGUGAACUGAAUCACAAGAAUACAAUGUAUAGUUUGUUGGAUAGGAGAGGUUUAAUUUUUUUUUUAAAUAAAGAAAGAUUUUGACAUAAA
This is a messenger RNA of Zonotrichia leucophrys gambelii, 4178 nucleotides long. It is a transcript of the gene RIPK2, whose product is annotated as receptor interacting serine/threonine kinase 2. The transcript is spliced from 11 exons. Gene Ontology annotation, molecular function: ATP binding; protein serine/threonine kinase activity. NCBI's taxonomy places the organism in Eukaryota, Metazoa, Chordata, Aves, Passeriformes, Passerellidae. Gene Ontology annotation, cellular component: cytoplasm. The coding region runs from base 1366 to 2715 and encodes 449 amino acids. Gene Ontology annotation, biological process: signal transduction; protein phosphorylation; positive regulation of apoptotic process. The record is from RefSeq and is a predicted model, not a curated record.